GAAUUUUUCAUCUAAACGACCUUGACAGAAACAUCAACAAGGUUACGGUAUUCUACACAUGGCAGAAUGUUUACUUCGCUUCUGAGAAGGGUUCUUCAACCAAAAAAGAUAAUUCAGACAAGCAGGAGGAACUUAUUUGCCUCACAGCAAUUGUUUAGUCCAACAAAAUCUGACAACUUGCCAGAGCACAGUGAUGAGGUACUCCAUGCCCCAUUGUACAUGUUCACAGAAGAAGAAACAAUGAUGAAGGAAACAGUGGCGAAGUUGGCAAAAGACAAGAUUGAACCCUUGGUGAGAGAGAUGGAUGAAAAGUCACAAAUGGACCCCUCAGUUAUCAAAGCAUUGUUUGAAAAUGGGGUAAGACGAAGUUAUUAUGCAAAUUAACCAG
This is a messenger RNA of Lingula anatina, 388 nucleotides long. Its product is annotated as short/branched chain specific acyl-CoA dehydrogenase, mitochondrial-like. The record is from RefSeq and is a predicted model, not a curated record. Lineage: Eukaryota; Metazoa; Brachiopoda; Lingulata; Lingulida; Lingulidae. Gene Ontology annotation, molecular function: flavin adenine dinucleotide binding; acyl-CoA dehydrogenase activity. Gene Ontology annotation, cellular component: mitochondrion.